This is a messenger RNA of Malus domestica (apple), 1598 nucleotides long. RefSeq names its product protein CLP1 homolog. Gene Ontology annotation, cellular component: mRNA cleavage factor complex; nucleus. Gene Ontology annotation, biological process: tRNA splicing, via endonucleolytic cleavage and ligation. Gene Ontology annotation, molecular function: polynucleotide 5'-hydroxyl-kinase activity. The record is from RefSeq and is a predicted model, not a curated record. NCBI's taxonomy places the organism in Eukaryota, Viridiplantae, Streptophyta, Magnoliopsida, Rosales, Rosaceae.
AACAUAAAAACGAACAUAAUUUUAUCAUCGAAUCCCAAAGGACUACACACUGUAAAAACCCCUCGAAAUCCCAAUUGAAGACAAAGCGCCAGUCCUGUAAAAACCCCCAACUGGAAUACCGAGAGUGAAGCCAGCAGAAGAAGAUGGCGCACGGCGGUGGAGCAAGGCAGGUGAAACUGGACCGAGAGAGCGAGCUCAGAAUCGAAGUCGGCAACGACGCCCCUCUCAAGCUCCGACUGCUCAACGGCACCGCUGAGAUCUUCGGCACCGAGCUCCCACCUGAUUUCUGGCUCACCUUCCCUCCCAGGCUCAAAUUUGCUGUUUUUACUUGGAAUGGAGCAACAAUUGAGAUGGAUGGCAGUACUGAAACCGAUUACACUGCUGAUGAGACCCCAAAUAUCAGUUAUGUGAAUGUGCACGCCGUACUGGAAGAACGGAGACACCGCGCUAAACCCUUGCCACCGGAUGACCCCAAUUCUCAGGGCCCAAGAGUGAUUGUUGUGGGACCGACAGAUUCUGGGAAAAGUACCUUGUCGAAAAUGCUUCUUAGUUGGGCAGCUAAGAAGGGAUGGAAACCUACUUUUGUCGACUUGGAUAUUGGACAGGGAGCUAUAACAAUUCCGGGAUGCAUUGCCGCUACUCCUAUUGAAAUGCCUAUUGAUCCGGUUGAAGGAAUUCCUCUUGAUAUUCCUCUCGUGUAUUUCUAUGGGCACACAACUCCUAGUAAUAAUGUAGAUUUAUACAAAGUGCUUGUGAAGGAGCUAGCUCAAGUGGUAGAGAGACAAAUUUCUGGGAAUGCUGAAUCUCGAGCUUCUGGAAUGGUGAUCAAUACCAUGGGAUGGAUAGAAGGUCAAGGCUACGAGUUGCUUCUUCAUGCAAUUGAUACAUUCAAUGCCAAUGUUGUCUUAGUUCUGGGCCAGGAAAAGCUUUGGAGCAUGAUCAGAAAUGUGCUAAAGAACAAGCCUGGUGUGGACGUUGUAAAACUUCAAAAAUCUGGGGGCGUUGUAUCCAGGAAUGCCAAAUUCCGUCAAAAAUCCAGGAGUCAUAGGAUAAGGGAAUAUUUCUAUGGCCUUGCAAAUGAUCUGAGCCCACAUUCUAACAUCGCAAACUUCAGUGACUUUUCUGUCUUUCGAAUUGGUGGCGGGCCACAGGCCCCACGUUCAGCUUUGCCAAUUGGUGCAGAGCCUGCUGCAGACCCUCUAAGAUUGGCGCCUGUGAAUAUUAACCGGGAUUUGCUGCAUACCAUUCUCGCCGUUUCAUUUGCCAAGGAGCCUGAUCAAAUUAUUUCUAGUAAUGUUGCUGGGUUUGUCUUUGUCACAGACGUCGACAUUCAGAGGAAGACAAUUACAUACCUUGCACCUUCGGCAGGUGAGCUUCCAAGCAAGUAUUUGAUCGCAGGAACCGUGACAUGGCUCGAAACGUGAAGUGGAUGACCCAAAAUCCAAAUAGUUGAGGUUGACAAUGGCUUCCUGGUGACUGCACAUUGCUGGUUUGUGUAAGGAGUGUAAGAUGUGAACUAUACUAAGCCUCGAAAGUUUGGUUGUAACUCUGUAUACCCUUUUUCCCAAUAUAAAUCAGAAUAUUAUUGUUGUCUUUUA